Molecule: messenger RNA, 5268 nt
Organism: Macrosteles quadrilineatus (aster leafhopper)
Lineage: Eukaryota; Metazoa; Arthropoda; Insecta; Hemiptera; Cicadellidae
Product: ras-related protein Rab-27A-like
Exons: 7
Coding region: 120-773 (217 amino acids)
Biological process (GO): melanosome transport; positive regulation of exocytosis
Cellular component (GO): secretory granule; melanosome
Molecular function (GO): GTPase activity; GTP binding
Source: RefSeq, a predicted model, not a curated record
CUAACUUACCACUGACACUUCAGUUUUUAUAAAAGUUAAAUGAAUUUUUGGUGAAAUUUAGUAUUUUGAUGCAAUUUAUUGGAUGAAAAUCUACCAAAAUAAAACUUAACAAUUCAAGAAUGUCCACUGGAUACGAUUACUUAAUUAAGUUUCUGUUCCUGGGUGACUCUGGUGUUGGGAAAACAAGUUUUCUAAUCCGCUACACUGAUGGAAAUUUCGCUUCAAAAUUUGUUUCAACAGUAGGAAUAGAUUUUCGACUCAAGAGGGUGGUAUAUAAAACUCAAGGAAGGAGUCAAAUUGUGAAUCUUCAGUUGUGGGAUACAGCAGGCCAGGAACGAUUCCGUAGCAUUACCACUGCCUACUACAAGGAUGCAAUGGGCUUUUUACUGCUCUUUGAUCUGACUAAUGAACAGUCAUUCUUGGAAGUCCGUAAUUGGCUAGAACUUCUCAAGAUCCAUGCAUAUUGUGAAAAACCAGAUGUCAUACUUUGUGGCAACAAAGCAGAUUUGGUGGAUAAGAGAGUCAUUCCUGAGGAACGAGCUAAAGAGUUGGCUGCACGAUACGGGUUGGAGUACAUGGAGACGAGUGCAGAGUCUGGAUUGAAUGUAAACCGAGCUGUGGACAAUCUUCUGGAGAUGGUUAUGUGUCGUAUGGAACGAGGGGUAGAUGAGGCCAUGACACGGUACUUGGGACGACCGGCAGACAGUGUGACAGUUGGUAGCACUUCUCGAGGCGGAGUCACUCCUCCUGAACAAAGUGUUUGUCGAUGUUAGCGGCGGCCAGGCUCCCCAGACAGGAGCCCCUCCUAAGUUAGCAGUCUUUUAUAGUGAACAAAUGGUAAAUAUUUUGUUGUGGUUUUACUUUUAGAUGCAAUAACAUAUUGUAACUUGCAGAUCACCAUUUUUAACAUAUAUGGCUAUUUUUAAAGCAAAAAGCCUUUUUCUUAGGAGUACAUUAUAGAAGAAGAAAUGGAUACACAACUAACUCAAAGAAAAUAGUUCUAGGUAGUGUACAGCACACACAAUUAGUUUGAUAUUUUGCCACUACAAGAAUAUUUUGGCCUCUUCACAAAGAAGCAUGAUUCUACUACCUCGUUCACGUUUUACUAUUCCCUUUUUUGUGGAAUUUGAAGUUAGUUUUGUAUCUUCUUACUUCAUGAAUUUUAAACAUGUAAUGACAGAUAAGAUUUUAUAUGUGUAUGAACUAUAAAACAAGUACAAGCUUGCAAGUAUUUGUUUGUAAUUCGGCUAAGAUUUCAGUUGUUUUCUGUGAGCAUAUCUGACCAUUACUGCUAGAAAAAAAGAAGACAAUCUCAUUCUUUCUUGUAGGUUUUUAGGUUUCCAGACUAAAGUUCCUGUAACAUUUGUCUCUAAGAUAACAUUAAAAUGGUAUUUUACCCUAUAUCUUUCUACUAAUAAGAUGGCUUUUGUUUGAUAAAAGCAGUUAAAUCAACCACUCUAGUCACUAUGUCUCAGGGAGAAAAAAUAGAGACAAAUACACAGUACGCCAAUCUGUAAUGGAAACAAGGCGAAUGGGACUGUAAAAAAAGUACUUAAAGACUACUUUUGGAAAAAAACUUUAGUAGAACUUAAUAUUCAAAAUCCAGUUAUUUAAAUGUAACAGUGAUUCUGUCUUAGUUACUUGGAAUUGUAUGUUCAGUAAACUAAUCCCAUAACAUUUACAGAAAAUAUCAGAUUAAUUUUCAAAUCCACUUUCAAUUCUUUAAUUAUUAGUAACUCUUGAUAUAUAUACAUAUUCUUAAUGUAUCUGGAUGGGACUGUGACAAAGGUAAAACAUAUCAAAAUCAAAAUAUCUUGAAUUCUGAUUAGUAAAACAUAUUAUCACACAAAGUGUUAGGCCUACUCAAUUAAUAUUACAACUUUCAUGUUCAGCAAAAUACAAUAUUUAUUUAUCCAAAGAGGAUAAAAGCUGGCACAACAAUUUGACUGCAUAGCUAUUGUAACCUUAUGGGAAUUUAACCUCAAAAUAUAAUAUGCAACAACCUUUCAAAAUGGUAUUGUUAUUUAUUUACGAAUCAUAGCAUAAUCUAUAAUUAACAAACCUCAAAUGCUAGACAAAUUUCUUGUCAAACAAUGUUUUAUCUAUCACUUCAAUAUCCAUGAGUUAAAAUUAAUGUUUCUAUGUUGUUGUAAUCAGUGUAUAUAGAUCUUAAUCAAAGUUGUUUUCGGUUUGCAAAGGAGUGUUUUAGGGAGUGUUUGAUAUUGUAAAACAAUGUGUUUCCGGUUUACAACCAUUUGAUUUUUAUAAUACAGGGACUAUAUUUUCCAAUUUGAUCAAGCAUGUGUUGGGGGAUGGCUUGUUUAUUUUACAUACUUUUAUUAAAUAUUUCAAGCAAGGAUGGUAAAAGUAACAAAUAUUUAACGCUACAGAUUGUGGAAAAAUACGUGAAAAAUGUAUAUAAAAAGAAAUUGGAAACUUACUUAUACUUUUAUAAAACCCAUAAAGUUUGUACAGAAGUUUUGGAAAUAGUUAAAUUUUAUGGUUUAAUGGUUGUGCAGUUUAUGGACCAUUAAAACUAUCAAUUGAUUCAACAUAAACAGUUAAUAGCUUCUAAAUUUAACUCGGUAUCUUGGUAAUGUUUUGUUAGGCCAGAGUUUUCCAAUUCCCUUUACAAACUAAGGUAAAAUCAAAGACUAUAUUUUAUUUGGUAGCCAACAUAUUUAUAAAUUAGGAGUUUCACCAUUAUAGGGGUAGCUCAUGUUUAACACCUAUAUUUUCACAAAUGAUUGUGUCAGUUAUAGAUCUUAAGGUUUGCUUGUAUUGCAGUGCAAGGUCAAAAGUAAUGAGUAUAACUGACAUAAUUGAUUCAAUGGGAAAAGAAAACAGGAUACUUGUUACUGUAUAUUUACCUUGUCCUGCCAUAGUGCAACCAAAUAAAAAAAAACUAACAAGAUCUAAAUACUGCAAAUAUACUACAACUAGUGGUACUAUUUUUGUAAAGCCAUUUUUGAAGGACGUAUUAUAGAGUAGUAAACAUAUUGCCAGAAAUAUAUAACAGAUUUUUAUUGCAGUAAUAAAUUCACAGGUUGAUCUUCAUAAUUUUGUAAUGUUUAUUCCAAAAAUAUUUUUUUAUUCUGAGGUUUUUAUCGAAACAAAAGUUGGCUCUGUUAUUGCUGUUGUAUAUUGUUUAAUAGUUCAAGAAUUACUUAUUAGUAACAGUAAAGUAGUUUAUUGAAUGUUACAUUGCAUGUAUUAAUUUUACUAAUAUUGUUAUGAUAGUAAUGUCAUAUUGGGGCCAUAUUAAAAUAGAUAGUAUAUAUACAUUUUACAAUUCCGUCAGUUUGAACCGCAAAUUGCUGACUUUAGUUGUUAAGUCAUUAUUAUUAUUCGUCAGGACAUUGGUGUUCCAUUGUAGGUGUUAGCCUCCUGAUUGCCAAAUAAUAUUAAAAAAGGUUCAAAUACCUGCUACUAGGCAAAUGUUGUAACAAUGUGGCAAUGUUGUAAACAAAACUGGUUUUGAGUCAGGACUCAAACUCCGCCGGGUUAGCGUCGUCUGUUUCUUAACUGAUUAGUUACCACAAAUGUCUCGUAUUCGUGUUUGUGUCGUGUUUAAAUGUCUAUUUAUUAUUUUCGUGUAAUCAAUAUUCGUAUGAAGAAAGAAAACCGUCCUUGUACAGCCUGAUGAUGGUGCCACACAGCACCGAAACUAGUUGUGUUUACAACAACAUUAGAUUGCCUAAAAGCAGGUAUUUGAACCUUAUUUAAUAUUGGUAUUCCAAUCGAACUAUCUUCUCGUUGUAUCUAUAUCAUCAAAUACCCACAUAAAAAAAUUGAAUCUUGGAAAUAUCGUGGAAUUUAAAGUUAUUAUAGAUACGCGUAAUAUUUGUUUCCUACCACUGCAUGAAAAUGAUCACAUUGCCAUACCUGUAAACAGUAUUCAAAAUAGCUCAUUGCCGCUCUAGAGUAGGAAUGGAACAUUCCCGCUCGCUAAUCAGCUGAUUUCAAAGUUAGCGUUUCUACACCAACCACAGUCGCAUAUCCGGUACAUUAGUUAACAACCAUAAGUAAAUAAAAGCAAAUAAUAUAACCUUAAAAAAGCAAACAUAACCUAUAUGGCAUUUUAUAUACAUCUAAAAAGUAAAUCUGUGUGUUAUUAUAAGUUAACUAUGGUGGUAGGAAAAAUCUUGUGUGUAUUACGAGACGAGCACAAACAGUCCUUGCCGUUCUCAAAGUUUUUGGCUAAAGCUAAAGCUUUGUGUGGCCAUCUACAGUUCUCAAGCGGCAAUGACGUACAUUGCGCUCUUAAUUACACAAAUAGCUAUUUUCAAGUUUUUAACCUCCUUGUUUUUAGAUUAUUAACAACUUGAUGUUCUUGAAUCAUUUUUUUAUUUUAUUUUUUUUCAUAAACAGGACGAGUGUGUUUAAAUACCAAUAAUUAUUAGUAUAAUAGGGGGUAUUGAUAGAACAGUACCUAACUUAUCUAUGAGAUGAUUCAAAUUUUCUGAACCAAUCAUACCCAAUUUCAAUUUCAAAUCACGUCAUAAUUUCAAUUUCAUCGUGUCAAUUCUAAAUGCCUGUGGCAGUGAUAAAAAUAAGUUUAUUAUGUAAUUGUUUAUAAAAUAUGCUCAAAACAUUAUCUGAAAGUGGUGAAUCUCACGUACAUCAAUAUUCUCCAAUAGUCACAGCUUUGAGCUUGGAACUCAUGACAUUUAAAAAUAAAUUACAUAGAUCAUCAAUUUAAGGUAGUAAAACCAACACCAAUAGGGAUUUUAAGUAAUUUGAAUCACCCCUAUCAUAAGGGUGGGAGUAAAACCAACUAAAAUAAUUAGUUGACCCAGUAUUUUAGUGCAUAUUUCAUGGAUCUUAUACGCAUUGUUUACAUUUUUUAAUUUUAUUAUCUUUGUAAUUGUGUUGUGUGAUUCUUGUUUUGUGUUAGGCUUAGGCCUACUUUUGAUUCGGUUUUAUAUACUGUAUUCAAAAUUCUCUUCUAAUUGUUGAUUUGCUUUGUAGAUCUUUUGAACCUCAAUGUUAUUUUGUUAAUCCAGAGAUUGAGCGAAUCCAAGAACAACCAGUGAUUGAGCAAAUAAGGCAAGGUAUAAAUAAAUAUACUUGUGAAACUAAGUGUUUGAAUGACGUAAGUUCAGUUCACCUAAGUAUGUUGCUAUGUCAUGUAUUAGAAUAAUUAUAAUCAGGGUAUACACCAUGUAUUUGAUUGGAAUUGAAUAAAGCUUUACAAAAUAAUUGAUUACCUCUUUGGACAAUCAGUAGAGUUGUGUACCAAGGUUAAAAUAUAUAAUGUUUUGAAAA